Molecule: messenger RNA, 2351 nt
Organism: Crotalus tigris (Tiger rattlesnake)
Lineage: Eukaryota; Metazoa; Chordata; Lepidosauria; Squamata; Viperidae
Product: dipeptidase 2-like
Exons: 11
Coding region: 587-1840 (417 amino acids)
Biological process (GO): proteolysis
Molecular function (GO): metallodipeptidase activity
Source: RefSeq, a predicted model, not a curated record
AGGAAAAUAUGUAUUCUGUGGGUGGCAAUACCAAUGCAUUCAUGUUUGGGAGGACCUGGAGAUCAGCCAUUACUGAGAAAUAACAGAGAGGAAAAGAAGGAUAUAUGAACCACAUCCUAAAUUUCCGUACUGUAGAUAGAUGAACAAAUGAAGCACGGAGCCAAAACAACGAUGAGUUUUGAAAGAAGUCCUCUGUUUUGUGCGAUGGAAAAUGGAAGUGGUCAGAAAAUAGAUCAGGCCUGUGGGUAGACUCCUGGAUAACUUACCGAAAGCAUUAGGGAGCUACAUUUUGAUUACAUAGACGUGUUCAAAUGGAAUGGUUAGAUUUCAGAAAAAGGAGAGCACUUCCCAUUCACUAAUCUGUGUUAGAGGUGCUGUGAAGAGCAAACGGGAUCUUCUGAAGCAGGCUGACUGCGUAAAGAUUUUCAGAGAUUGAUUACGUCUUUUCACUGGGUUUGAAACCCUUUCCGUGAAGAGUCUCCUCAAACGUGGAUGAAAACAGUGCUCCUUUUUUUAUCCAAGAAUAUAUAUAUAGAUAUAUUUGGAGGCAUCUCAUUUAGCUCGUGGACUUCCUUGGGAUCCAGUGAUGGUGGUGCUUCUGGGGCUACUCUGCCUGCUGGUGGACAUUUGGGGAUCCAGAGCAACUAAAGAAUCCUUGAGAACUGAAGUUCUUGACCUCAUGGCGGCAUCUCGGCUAAUAGACGGACACAAUGAUCUGCCCCUGAAAUUAAGAUGGUUACACCAGAACAAGCUAAGCACAAUUGACUUGAAGAAACUCAAAAACACCAACACAAACAUUGAGAAGCUCCAGGCUGGCCAUGUUGGGGCACAGUUUUGGUCAGUAUAUGUUCUCUGCGGUGCACAGAACAAAGAUGCUGUACGUUUGACACUAGAACAAAUUGAUGUUGUCAGACGGAUGUGUGAAGACUAUGAAGAAUUGGAACUGCUGACAUCUUCAAAGGGCAUAGAGAAUCUCAGCAACAAUAAGAUUGCCUGCUUGAUCGGCAUUGAAGGAGGCCAUUCCAUUGACAGCAGCCUGGCCACCUUGAGGAUGUUCUAUGAGCUGGGUGUUCGGUACAUGUCUUUGACCCACACUUGCAACACUCCCUGGGCAGAAACUUCAACGAAAGGCAGACACAAUUUCUAUCCUGAUGUUAACAGCUUGACUCCUUUUGGCAUCGAAGUGGUGAAGGAGAUGAAUCGCCUGGGGAUGAUGGUAGACCUAUCUCACACCUCUCAUGAGACAGCAAAAGCUGUUCUUAGGGUUUCCAGAGCACCUGUCAUUUUCAGCCAUUCUUCUGCCUAUUCGGUCUGCCACCACUCCAGGAAUGUUCCAGAUGACAUUCUCCUAAAGCUUAAAGAGAACCAUGGAAUUAUAAUGGUGACGUUCCCUGUGAAGUUUUUGGCCUGUGGAAAUAAGUCAGUUAACAUCUCAACUGUUGCAGAUCACUUUGACCACAUAAAGAAAAUUGCAGGUUCAUUUUCAAUAGGAAUUGGCGGUGACUAUGACGGAGAAUCACGAUUCCCUCAGGGACUGGAAGAUGUUUCAAAAUAUCCAGACGUAAUUGAAGAACUGCUGAGGAGAGGCUGGAGCAAGGAAGAACUUCGUGGGAUUCUGAGGGAGAACUUACUUCGUGUUUUCAAAGAAGUAGAAAAUGUGAAGAAGAGCUGGCAAGAGAAGGCAAGUGAAGUGGAAAUCCCACUUGAGCAGGUGGAUCAAACCUGUCGCCUGGAGCUGAAGCCUCCAACUUCGCCAAGGAACGGCUCCUGCAGACUGCUUUGCAUGGGGCUACUCAAAAGCCUUGUAUUCACCGUAGGAAUGUACAUGAUGUUGCCCUGAACUUGAUUCUGACAACGGCGCCAAGGACGGAUUCUUCCAAAGUUAAAAUAGAAACGAAGAACAAUACUACUCAUGAUCACAAAGUCUGGAACGGCCAAUGGUUCCUGCUUCAUUUGCACAAAGCUGCUUUCCCAAGAGGCAACUGGACUUUCUUGGGUUUUCCCCUUGAAAACGGUUUCACUUCUCUUCUUCCGUUCACGGAUGAGAAGUGGAAUGUUUUCAAAGGAAAAAAACUAAGAAAGCCCAACUGCCUUUUGGAAAAGCACCUUUUGGGACAACCGUGACCUGGAAGAUUGAGAAUCUUCACAGAACGAGAAGAGUUUUGGAAUGCCAAAGGAAAAGCUGCCCAAACAGAGCCAUCAUUUCCAUAAACAUCACCUAUGGUACCGACAUGCUCAGUUCGGAAUGAAAUUCAGUCACAUUCAAUAACUCCCAGCACACUCCGGUGAUAUUUAAUUCCUGUUAAAUCCUGUGGAACUUCCUUCUCCAAGUAAAUAUGAAUGGGUUAGUA